Molecule: messenger RNA, 752 nt
Organism: Gekko japonicus
Lineage: Eukaryota; Metazoa; Chordata; Lepidosauria; Squamata; Gekkonidae
Gene: FKBP4
Product: FK506 binding protein 4
Exons: 3
Molecular function (GO): protein binding
Source: RefSeq, a predicted model, not a curated record
AUCCGGGAGACCUCCCGGCUAGCCCUGGAGAUUUUCCGGGAGACCUCCCGGUUUGCCCGGGAACCGUCUGUGGAACUCCUGGAACAGGCCCUGGAGCUGGAUGGCAGCAAUGAGAAAGGCCUCUUCCGGCGUGGUGAAGCCCAGCUGGCUGUCAAUGACUUUGAGUUAGCCAGAGCAGAUUUCCAGAAGGUGCUGCAGCUCUACCCAAGCAACAAGGCAGCGAAAGCACAGCUAGUGAUCUGCCAGCAAAAAAUACGUGAGCAGCAUGAGAGAGAAAAGAAGAUGUAUGCCAACAUGUUUCAGAGACUUGCAGAUAAAGAAACCAAGCUGGAAGCUGACGCAGUCUGCAAGGAAGACCCCAACAUGAAAGAUGACAAACAGAAUGGAGUUGAUGACAAAACAGAUGUCGAUGUAGAAGCUUGAGGCCAAGAUCCUCUUCCAUUAGUUUUGUAAAACUAAAGAGUUUCCAGUACACUAGACCUUUAUUUUUCUAUCUGCUUGGACAAGGGGCAGAGACAGUGGCAUCACUUUGUGUCUGUCUGUGUAGGAAAUAUUGUUGGCAGAACAGACCUGGUGUCAUCUUAGGGACUUUUAUUUAUUCGUUUUUGCAUUCUGACUCUGUGGGAGUUCUCUCAGGAUCUCUCCCUCCUUGAGUCCAUUUCCUUCUUACUAGUCCUUCUCUCUCGAGCUCGGGUUCCAUCUCAGUCUGAUCUCAAUCCUGCUGCUUCAGUCUGUUCCCUUGACCUUUUUUU